Danio rerio (zebrafish) is the source of this 1790-nucleotide messenger RNA. It is a transcript of the gene dld, whose product is annotated as deltaD. Gene Ontology annotation, biological process: mesenchyme development; chordate embryonic development; cell communication. Lineage: Eukaryota; Metazoa; Chordata; Actinopteri; Cypriniformes; Danionidae. Gene Ontology annotation, cellular component: plasma membrane; cytoplasm; membrane. The record is from RefSeq and is marked provisional. Gene Ontology annotation, molecular function: calcium ion binding.
AAUUUGCAAGUCCUUGGACACAGCAAUCGCUGUAGGUGAAGCGGUCUCGGAAGGGACAUACUGUCAAAAUGCAGAGCUGGAACCAUCUGUACCGCACACUCGCUACGCGAGGCCAGCACCUUCCUUGCAAGCUGCAUGGAGCCACAGUCUUGUCUGCGAGAACGUAUGCUGACAAAGCAGCAAUUGAUGCUGAUGUCACAGUUGUGGGCUCUGGACCUGGAGGAUAUGUUGCCGCUAUCAAAGCAGCUCAGCUUGGGUUUAAGACAGUAUGCGUGGAAAAGAAUGCAACCCUUGGAGGGACGUGCUUAAAUGUGGGCUGUAUCCCAUCAAAGGCUUUGCUAAACAACUCAUACCUGUAUCACAUGGCACAUGGAAAAGAUUUUGAAAGCAGAGGCAUUGAAAUUCAGGGCAUCUCAUUGAACCUGGAGAAGAUGAUGGCACAGAAGAGCGGGGCGGUCAAAGCUUUGACAGGCGGGAUUGCACACUUAUUCAAACAGAACAAAGUAACUCAUGUAAAUGGCUUUGGAAUGAUAACUGGCAAGAAUCAAGUGACUGCAAAGACUGCUGAUGGAGAACAAGUCAUUAACACUAAAAACAUUCUCAUCGCUACUGGAUCAGAGGUCACACCCUUCCCAGGCAUUGAGAUUGAUGAAGACAGUGUUGUGUCAUCCACUGGUGCUUUGUCCCUCAAGAAUGUUCCUGAGGAACUUAUUGUGAUUGGAGCAGGAGUCAUUGGUGUGGAGUUGGGUUCUGUAUGGCAGAGGUUGGGUGCCAAAGUUACAGCAGUGGAAUUUCUUGGCCAUGUUGGUGGUAUGGGCAUUGACAUGGAGAUCUCUAAGAAUUUCCAGCGAAUUCUCCAAAAGCAGGGCUUGAAGUUUAAACUGAGCACCAAGGUCAUGGGUGCCACCAAAAGACCUGAUGGCAAAAUUGAUGUGGCUGUGGAAGCUGCAGCCGGUGGCAAGAAUGAGACACUCACCUGUGAUGUUCUGCUGGUCUGCAUUGGCCGUCGUCCCUUCACUGGAAACCUCGGCCUGGAGUCUGUUGGUAUUGAACUGGACAAACGUGGGAGAAUCCCUGUUAAUGGCCGCUUUCAGACCAACGUGCCCAAUAUCUAUGCCAUCGGAGAUGUAGUAGCUGGACCCAUGUUGGCUCAUAAAGCAGAGGAUGAGGGUAUCAUUUGUGUGGAGGGAAUGGCAGGAGGAGCCGUCCAUAUUGACUACAACUGUGUGCCCUCUGUUAUAUACACACAUCCUGAGGUUGCCUGGGUCGGCAAAACUGAGGAACAGCUUAAAGAGGAAGGUGUGCCAUAUAAGGUGGGCAAAUUUCCUUUCGCGGCUAACAGCAGAGCCAAGACGAAUGCUGAUACAGAUGGACUGGUAAAAAUCCUUAGCCACAAGGACACAGACAGGAUGCUGGGAGCACAUAUUCUGGGAUCGGGAGCGGGGGAGAUGAUUAAUGAGGCUGCUUUGGCUAUGGAAUAUGGUGCAUCGUGUGAGGAUGUUGCAAGAGUGUGUCACGCCCAUCCCACUGUAUCAGAGGCCUUCAGAGAAGCUAACCUUGCUGCUUCGUUUGGAAAAGCUAUCAACUUCUAGAUUUUCUUCACUCAAAAUUGUAUAUAAAUACAGUAUCUGCUGCAUUUUUUCCAAGUCCACACAGUCUGGAGUUCUUCAGUCUCUGUUUUUAUUUUUCCAGAUGUACCCUUCAUCCAUACUUGCAGAUUAACUCUGUAAAACACUUAGUCUGAUAUUUAAAUGUCCUAAUAAAGGAGUUGGAUCUAAUGUUGAACUUAA